ACAGCUGAAAACCAGGUCAGAUAGGGGAAAUUGCAAGAGUAUACUGUCUUUUGAAGCACCAGUGAGGGAAGUAGUAGGGUGUUGACAGGGGAAUGAACCUCGCUCCUACUGAAAAUUGCAUUUCUGCUCCAUCUGACAUGGAAAAACCCCUGUUCCCCAGAGAGUCUGGAAAGUUCAUAGCAGAGAGUAGCAGAGAUGUGUUUGUUGAGGAAGCAGGAGUGCAGAAAGUGGCAGAGAUGCUCUACAGUCUCCGGCAUAGCGAUGCUUUGACAGCCAGUGGUUGGAAGAAUGCAAAUCCAUUGGCCCCAGCACCCACCUCAGACCAGGCACUGAACUGGGUGUUUGUGGUAGACACCAUGAACUUCUCUUUUUGGCCAGAGAAAGAAACUCAGCAGUGUGAAGUGACCUUUAAAGGCACAACUUACAGAGGCUACAUGACCCUGUGUGCUUCCAUUACCAGGGCCAUGGAAGAAGGUAUACCAAUUACUGACCCCAAGUACUUCUCUCAGAUGAGUGUGGAAGAGUUGGGACAUGUCCUUCGAUCAGACAAUGAAACACCUAUGCCGAUGCUUCAGGAGCGCCAUAAGGUGCUGACUGAAGGUGGUCGUGUGCUUCUGGAACAUGGUGGAAGUUUCUGGAGUUUCAUCAGCCAAGCUGGAAACGAUGCCCAAAAGAUGGUUGAGCUCAUUGUGGAGAAGAUUCCGUCCUACAGGGAUGAAGCUGUGUAUGAGGGCAAAAGAAUUUCAUUCUACAAGCGAGCCCAGAUCCUGGUGGCAGAUUUCUGGGGUAUCAUGGAGGCCAGAGGACAGGGAGACAUCACCAGCAUGGACUGGCUCACCAUGUUUGCAGACUACAGGGUUCCUCAGGCUCUUGUCUACUUGGGAGUACUGCGAUACUCGGAUGCACUGAUGCAAGCAUUGAAGAACGGUGAGCUGUUGUGUUCAGGCAAUCGGAGGGAGGUUGAGAUCCGAGGGUGUUCAAUUUGGUCUGUGGAGCUGAUCAAAGAGCGUCUUUGCAAACUGGUACAGGAGAGAGAGCAACAAGCCUGUAACAUCACCUCUGCAAUCAUUGACUUCUACCUGUGGCCUUAUGCCAAGCAGCACCACAAAGAGAUGGCCCACAUUCCCAUACACCACACACGCUGCAUUUACUACUGAUGAGCUGGCUGGCAAUCACACAUACUGUAGGCUGCACAUCACAGUUUGUAGCCUUGGCACUAGGGUUUUUCCCUGGGAGGAAGCCAAGCAUGUCUGUGCCAAAUAAAUUGUAUGUUCAAGCAGACUUCUCUGGUUGUAAUGGAAACAGGUGUGAGGGUAUAGUAUUGCUAUGGAUGUACAAUCAAUUCAAAUAUUUACUGUUUAUGAUAUGUAACAUUUUGCGAUAACCAUCUGUAAAACCAUCUGUAAAAGAGCCAGAGAUGAGUUUAUGCUAUACAGUGUAUGUUAUGUGAAAAUAAAUAUGAACCCUCCACCAGGCAAUUGAGUUAUGAACUGACAUUCAUUAAAAGCAGCAAAAACAA
Melanotaenia boesemani (Boeseman's rainbowfish) is the source of this 1519-nucleotide messenger RNA. It is a transcript of the gene qng1, whose product is annotated as chromosome 11 C9orf64 homolog. Lineage: Eukaryota; Metazoa; Chordata; Actinopteri; Atheriniformes; Melanotaeniidae. Bases 93 to 1157 code for a protein of 354 amino acids. The record is from RefSeq and is a predicted model, not a curated record. The transcript is spliced from 7 exons.